CAUCAAUUGGCCGAAGCUUCGAUUCAAUCGAUUGAUGUUUCUCAACACCGCACCACUAUCACGAAGUACCUAACCCCGAGCUCUACGAUCCGCGAGCUCGACACGUUGGUCGGCGACCUACCGAGCGAAAUAAAAAUAGACGGUUAGAAAAACGAAAAGAAGCCAAAAUGCCGCAGGAUAUGCCCCCCACCGGGGGCUACGGCCCUGUUCAAUACAAGCGCAACCUCCCGGCCCCAGGUUUCCGCCCAGCAACCCUUCUCUUCGGCAUGGGCGCCAUCAUGCUCUACGGCUUCUACAAACUAGGCAAGGGCAACAAGGAGCAGAACGAACUUGCCCGAGAAAAGCUCUGGUCCCGCAUCUACUUAAUCCCCCUCCUACAAGCCGAGGAAGACCGCGACCAAGUGCGCAGAUACCUAGCCGAUCAGGCGCGAGAGAAGGAGCUCAUCGGCGAGAACAUGAAGGUGUAUAACACGGAUCGGUUCGUGAGACCUACGUAUGCUGUUACGCCGGCGAAUAUUACGAAAUAAGGGAUGGUGGUGUGGUUAUGGGGGCGAGAUGGAUAGGAAUACACUGGCUAGAGUGGAAGAGCUCCCCGUGUCAGGGUUGGGGGGUUGUAUAUACAUAUGAAGAAUGAAGAAAUUAAGAUCGUGAAGUCAAAUGACUUCGAUUGGA
Annulohypoxylon maeteangense is the source of this 672-nucleotide messenger RNA. Its product is annotated as GRIM-19. Lineage: Eukaryota; Fungi; Ascomycota; Sordariomycetes; Xylariales; Hypoxylaceae. The record is from RefSeq and is a predicted model, not a curated record. The coding region runs from base 168 to 527 and encodes 119 amino acids. The transcript has 3 exons.